AUGCUGUCAAAGAUAAAAAACAUUAUUUGGUGUCUAGGUCGGCAAAAAAUACGCAAUGGUGAAAUUGAUUCCGUAGUCACGUUACUUGACCGUUUGAUACUCUACAACUCCGGGCUAGCCUCAUACACCACGACUUACAAAGUGCACUGGACAGCCCAUGUACUAUUAACAUGUUUCAUUAUUGCCUGUGUCUUACAAAUAAUAGCCUUAUUUAUGGGUAAGGAUGACCCAGACAGGCUAUUUGAAUGCUUCAGCGUCCUCUCGUUUUGUGCCAUGGGGAUGCUCAAACUACUGUCGUUGAGGAAAAACCAUCGAAAGUGGCGAAAACUUCUUACCCAAAUAACAAUAUUGGAAAAUACACAGUUGAGCAAUCGCUCUAUGUCCUACGUCGAGUACCAAUCGGACAGCGAAGAUUCUGACAACUUCUCUGAACAUAUUAGUAUUUACACGAAAAAGUUUCGCGGAACAUCAAUUGUUCUGACUAGAAUUUAUUCCUUCACCGCUUUUCUCUUUAUUUUGUCACCGUUUGCGGAACGAAUAAUUUGCGAGAUUCGCGGCGUGGAAUGUGUGGGUUAUCCCCACGUAUUUCCAGGGUGGACACCACUGGACGAUUUCAGUAUUUUCGGCUACCUUGUAACCGUUCUAUGCGAGGUUUUUUCAGCUGUUUACUGUGUAUGUGUCCAUAUGGCGUUCGACUUAACAGUCAUAGGCAUCAUGAUUUUCGUUUGUGGUCAGUUUUCUUUGCUCCGGGACUAUAGUUCACGGAUCGGAGGUAAAGGGAGGCAGUGCAAUUUGUCAAUGAGAAGGGACGAGAGAGCUCGCUUCAGGAUCAUACGUUGUCAUGACAUUAAUCUUUUACUAGUCAAUUCAAUUACCGAGUUGGACAUGUUGCUGAAAAACAUUAUAGGAGUGUACUUCUUCGUUGCUACUCUAACAUUAUGCUCGGUUGCAGUCAGACUAAAAAGUGAGGACAUGGGCGUAAUGCAGCUGGUGUCACUGAUACAGUACAUGUGCGGUACUUUAACGCAGCUGUUCUUAUUUUGCCGCUACGGUGACGCAGUUUUACACGAGAGUACCAUGGGAAUGGGCGAAGGGCCUUUUGCAGCCGCGUCCUGGUGCUUGAGCCCUCGCGUCAGACGAGAUCUAUCAAUGCUUAGUGCUGGAAUGAUGAGCCAACGACAUCUGCGCGCCGGGCCGUUCAGCUUUAUCGAUCUACCUUCGUUUAUACAGGUAGUGCGUGCCGCAUAUAGCUACUACGCAGUGUUGGGCAAAAAAAAGAGUGAAGAAGUUUAUGUUCCAAAUGAUAAUGCUGCUUAA
This is a messenger RNA of Helicoverpa zea (corn earworm), 1317 nucleotides long. RefSeq lists its product as uncharacterized. Lineage: Eukaryota; Metazoa; Arthropoda; Insecta; Lepidoptera; Noctuidae. The transcript has 6 exons. The record is from RefSeq and is a predicted model, not a curated record. Gene Ontology annotation, cellular component: plasma membrane. Gene Ontology annotation, molecular function: odorant binding; olfactory receptor activity. Gene Ontology annotation, biological process: sensory perception of smell; detection of chemical stimulus involved in sensory perception of smell. Bases 1 to 1317 code for a protein of 438 amino acids.